Molecule: messenger RNA, 516 nt
Organism: Colletotrichum phormii
Lineage: Eukaryota; Fungi; Ascomycota; Sordariomycetes; Glomerellales; Glomerellaceae
Exons: 2
Coding region: 186-476 (96 amino acids)
Source: RefSeq, a predicted model, not a curated record
GGUACCUCAAGCUAAUCCUGCUGGUUUUCCUCGCAUGGUAGGACUCUUACGGUUCUCGUACUUUCUAAGUCACUUUCGUUCUCAAUCUCACACCUUGAUGUAGGUUUAUCCCCAUACCUAACAUUUUUGCGCCUUCCUCCUUGACGAUAGCGAUUGCAAAAAUACAACCUCCACCUGUACACCACAUGCAGGUCCCUUUACCUGGAUUCGAGAGACUUGCUUUUAGCAACUUAGCGACAUAUUGGCCAAGGUUGGAAAGUAUUGGGCUUUUCAAUCUCGAAUACGAUGGGGCGAAACAAGAAGUGCAGCGAGUCGUGACGCAGACAGCAGCGGCAGGAGAAGUUCUUCCCAUAACGCCUCCGACUAUAAAUGCGUCAUGGCAAGUGUCUUUCGAAGGGCCUCACUUAAGCAGAGCCCCAAGAACAUGCUUAUCCUCCAAUCGACUGGAUGUUUUCGUACAUCGCAUGGUUUGGUAACCGUGGGAAAAUGCAACCUUUGAAUGCCUCAAUUAGUCGG